CAUGUGCAUGUUUGUGGACUGAAGAAGGAAGAAGCGAGACACAUUGGCGAAGAUAUAUGUAAGUCUCUUGCGUUCGUAAGUACUGCCGAAUAUUCUGCGCCCAAUUCUUUUCUGGCGGCUGGUAUUUCAUACCAAACAAGCACGCAUUUUACCAGUAGAAUGAGUCAAGAGAACUUGACUUAAGCCAACGAAGCAAGGGCAUUUCACGCACGACCCUGUAAGCGUCGGUGACUGGUGAUAUGUCACUGACAAUCAGUGUGACAGGCCGGCCUGAAGGUUAAUUAAGGAGAAAACGCGGGGUGUCUCCGAGGUGAAUGGUUCGCUCUUACGCUCUUCAGAGCUCGCCGAAGAAUCGCGAAGCAGCACUAGAGGCGUCGGUGACGACUGACGGCGCCCGCCGCGGGAGUCUCUGUUUAAGCUAAGGCACUGCUACCGAAGAAAAACAAAACAAGAGAAAAAAUAUUUAGGGGCUGGAGAAUGGCUCGUUUUGAGGGCGGCGUUCUCUACGGAAAGAGGAGUGCGUGCGCGACUGUUUGUAUCAUUCAUGUCGUCACAAUGGCGUCGACCGACUUGCAGCGCCCUCUCUCUACGCAUCACUUUUCCCAUCCGCUCUCCGUGGGACAGGCCUGACUAUAUAACCAUCGUCUGCUCCAGCGCAGCGCCAAACACGACUUGCGGCGUCGAGCGAUCGCGAGCUUCGCCGGCGCAAGCAAGCAAGCACAAAAGUCCGAGAUCGUCGCGUGACGGCGAACAUGGAGCGGUCCUCGCUAGCCGAGAAAAACGAGGAGUGGAUUAAGAUGGACGACCGCAAGGACAACCCGAGCAAGAAGCAGUCGCGGUUCCAGGUGGCCAAGGUGGACUUCGCCGUCGAAAAGCACUCGGACGACGAGAGCAGUUAUGAAGAGGAUGGUCAUGAUCAAGACGCCGACGGCCAGCCGGACGGCCAGUCGUGGAACGCCUGCUCGUACGACACGCACAAUGUGCGCAGCCUGCGCCACUACACGCGCGAAGCCCUGCCGCGGCUCGACCACUACAGGAACCUCAUGUCAGUGCACGGACACAUGGAGCGACCCACGCUCGACGAGCUGCACAACGCUACGCUGUCGCUGCUGCCGGACCAGAAGCAGUCACUGGAGAAGUCGGCGCGCAACACUGCCGACGAGGUGGUCAUCAAGGGCAAGGGAGCCGUCAAGCUGGGAUGGAUCCAGGGAGUGUUUGUGCGAUGUCUGCUCAACAUCUGGGGUGUCAUCCUGUUCCUGCGGCUUUCCUGGGUGGUGGGGCAAGCUGGAAUAGGCCUGGGCUCCGCCAUCGUCAUCCUCGCCUCUGUCGUGACAAUGCUUACGACGCUCUCCAUGUCGGCCAUCUGUACCAACGGCGAAGUCCGUGGAGGAGGGACGUACUACAUGAUAUCUCGAAGCUUGGGGCCCGAGUUCGGCGGCUCUAUCGGCCUCAUCUUCUCGCUAGCCAACGCGGUAGCCAUAGCCCUCUACGUGGUCGGCUUCUCCGAGACCGUCCGAGACUUGUGCAAGCAACAAGGCACCUUCAUCGUGGACGGCGGACUCAACGACGUUCGAAUAGUGAGCGGCGUCACCGUCAUCUGCCUGCUGGGAAUAGCCAUCAUCGGCACCGAGUGGGAGUCCAAGGCCCAGAUGGUGCUUCUGGUCAUCCUCCUGGUAGCCAUGGCGGACUUCCUUGUCGGAGCCGCCAUUCCCCCAAGCUUGGCUGAGCAGUCCAAGGGCUACUUCGGAUGGUCCACGGCCCUAGCGCUGGAGAACGUCGGUCCAAGCUUCCAGGAAGGCGAGAACUUCUUCACCGUGUUCUCCGUCUACUUCCCAGCUGCCACGGGCAUCCUCGCCGGCGCCAACAUCUCCGGAGACCUGGCUGACCCCCAGACGUCCAUUCCCAAGGGCACGUACCUGGCCAUCAUCGUGACGACCAUCUCGUACGUGUUCUUCGCCAUCGUGGCCGGCUGCAUCACGGUGCGCGAGGCCAACGGGCUGGCGCUGGUGAACGACACCACCUUGGCGGACGUGCGAAACUGCACCCUGACCGGAGGAUGCGAGUACGGCCUGCUCAACGACAGCCAGGUGAUGGAGCUGAUAUCCGCCUUUGGUCCCCUGGUGUACGCCGGCAUAUUCGCUGCCACCCUCUCCUCGGCCUUGGCCAGCUUGGUCAGCGCCCCCAAGGUCUUCCAGGCGCUGUGCAAGGACCGCAUCUUCCCGCACAUCGAGGUGUUCGCCAAGGGCUACGGCAAGAGCAACGAGCCGCGGCGCGGGUACCUGCUGGCCUGCGCCAUCGCGCUGGGAUGCGUCGCCAUCGGCGAGCUGAACGCCAUCGCGCCCAUCAUCUCCAACUUCUUCAUGGCUGCCUACGCGCUCAUCAACUUCUCCUGCUUCCACGCCUCGUACGCCAAGUCUCCGGGUUUCCGUCCGGCCUUCAAGUACUACAACAUGUGGCUCAGCCUGAUCGGCGCCAUGCUGUGCGUGUUCGUGAUGUUCAUCAUGAACUGGCAGACGGCACUCAUCACCUUUGCCGUCGUGCUCGGCCUCUACAUCUACAUCAGCUACAGGAAGCCCGACGUAAACUGGGGAUCCUCGACGCAAGCACAGAUAUACAAGGACGCUCUAAACGCCGUCUACCGCCUGCAGACUGUUCAGGAGCACGUCAAGAACUACAGGCCCCAGAUCCUGGUUCUGACCGGCGACCCCAGCCACCGUCCGCCUCUGGUGGACUUCGCCUACAGCAUCACCAAGAAGCUCUCGCUGCUUAUCUGCGGCAACGUCACGCCCCACCGCCUGACGUUCCGGUCGCGCACUGCUCUCACCAACCGCGCCAACGCAUGGCUCGAGCGCCGCAAGGUCAAGGCCUUCUACACGCUGGUGCGCGACGAGGACUUCACGCACGGCGUGCGAUCCCUGCUGCAGUCUUCAGGACUGGGCAAGCUCCGUCCCAACGUCGUGCUCAUCGGCUACAAGUCCAACUGGCAAACGUGCGACCGCCAAGAGGUGCUCAAGUACUUCACCGUCAUCCACGACGUGCUGGACCUGUACAUGUCCGUGUGCAUCUUGCGGCUUCCCGAGGGCCACGACUACUCCGAGUACGCCGACCAGGACGCUACGGUCGCCGCCAACGGCAAGAAGCCCGACAUGCUGACCGUUCCCGGAAUUGAGCGCGAGAACUCGUCGGGGGCCUUCCCGCGAAACAUCUCCAGCGCACAGCUCUCCAUGGGCGGCAGCUCCCGGGGGCCGUCGCCGCCGGCGACUCCGCUGAUGGGCCGCGCGGAGGGCAUGCCGGGCAACGCCUUGGAGAAGGCGCCGCUGGCCGAGCCCGAGCCGGCCUCGGUGGUGGUCAACGUGAUGCCCCAGCACCACCAGGGCGCCGAGGACACGAACAAGACGUCCGACGAGCCCAAGGAGCUGCCGCUGGCCGUCAACCAGUUCCUGCGCAAGCAGAGGAAAGGAACCAUCGACGUCUGGUGGCUGUACGACGACGGAGGUCUCACGAUGCUCAUUCCGUACCUGCUGACCACACGCAACAACUGGAGCGGAUGCAAGCUGCGUGUCUUCUGUCUGGCCAACAAGAAGGAGGAACUGGACCGAGAGCAGCGAAAUAUGGCGUCGCUGCUGAGCAAGUUCCGGAUCGAGUACUCGGACGUCACAGUCAUCCCGGACAUCGUGCGACCACCGGCUGAAUCCAGCAAGCGCGAGUUCGAGGACCUGGUCCGCAAGUGGCGCCGGACGGAGGACGACGACGCCGAGGUGGAGCACGACCCGCUCGAGAUCUCGGACUCCGAGAUGCUCGCGCUCAGGGACAAGACGUACCGACAUCUGCGUCUUCGCGAGCUGCUGCAGAAACAUUCCAAGAAUGCCACUUUGGUCGCUAUGACCCUCCCGAUGCCGCGCAAGAGCACCUGCUCGGCCUCCAUGUACAUGGCGUGGCUGGAGACGCUGACCAGGGACCUGCCACCGUUCCUGCUCAUCCGGGGCAACCAGACCAGCGUGCUCACCUUCUACUCUUAGUGACGUGCCUCCUUCUGGCGCGAGCGCCCCCGAACGUCCGCGCAGCGAAACGUGCACCCACAGGCUGCAUCGUCGAAGCAACCCGGCGACGACGACGACGACUAGUGCGUCUUCGCAUGACGACGCGUCUUGACUCCCUGGUGGCGGCAUUGUGUGCGCCGUCUCGCUGUUUGGACACGGGCGCGAACCGGUGCAACUGGGCUUCCAGCCUCCCCCCCCCCCCCCUAUUUUUGUGUGCAUUUGCGUGCGUGCGUGUGUGUGUGUGUGUGUGUGUGUCGCGUUUAUUGUUUCUUACGGCCACCCUGGCACCGAAGUAGCCGGCGCCGCCGCCGCGAGCACUUUCUUUCGAGGGUCCACUACACUAUAUAGAACACUCCGGCUGGACAGCAGCCGUGCCAAGGUGAACAGACUCUUGUCGUCGUUACACGAUGGUGACGGCGGUGCGUCUCGAAGAGACUGCAGUGUAUUGUUGUCCGCCUAGUACAUUAGUAUUAAGUCUCGUUGUUUACUCUUUUCUUUUCAUUGUGAUUUUUAUUUUCUUCUUGAGGCUCUUCUGUUCGGUAACUCUUCUUUUAUGUGCUGGCGACUAUAGCGUCACAUAGUGACGUGUCGCAGCUCGUCGGACAUAUCGAAGAACGUGGUGGUCUUCCCGAAGCGCAGUCCGAUAGCGUGACCGUCGCGCCACCUGUGUACAAAUGUUUCGGCGGCCCUUGCCCCCCUCUGGCGACGCCUUAUAUAUAGCUUGGGUGGGGAAACCCCCUCUACCUCUGAUGGAAUCCUGUCGCAAUAUACGUCUUCUGUUCUGAUCGAUUCGUCAAUAAGUGCCCGCGUUCUCAAGCCCCUGAAAACGAUUCCCAGAUUGUGCGUUCGAGCAACGAAAAAGAAAAAAAAAGAAAGUGCUUAGUACUGCAGGAACAGUGCAACACUGUUACAAAAUAACCCCUUCAAACUUCUCGUACACCGGUGUAGUGUGUUUGCGGUGAUUUGCAUUGUGCCAUCGUGGAACCAUUUGGACCGUCUCGGCCCUUUGUUUGACGCUUGUAUAAUAAUCUGCGAUCAUGACCACAUUUCGUCGUCGUGUGCAAACGUGCGUGUGAGAUGUGAGUGUGCAGACAUACGUCAUCUCGCCUCCUGCCUUACGAAUGCAUAAGCACAGAAUACUUGCGAGAAAAAGAAAUAAUGGUUCAGGCUGCGGAGCUAAGCAGCAAGCCCAUCUUUCAUUCAGACGUGCCCGGUCAUGCAACCUUUAUAAGUCGCUGAACCGGUCCACCGAAUUGCAGUUUUUCUUUCCAGUUCUCUCUUUCUUACAUAUUAGCUUUUGAGGUGCGUUUGCGCUCCCGACUCGGGUUUUGUACCUUUAAAACGACGCAUGUACACAGCUCGGCCUACAUUAUGUCACUAAGAAUCCCGCGAUGUGUGUCUCAUGCGACUGCUGCUGUUAGCCACUGUCCCUACAAUAAGGAUCGGAUGGAUGGGACGUAAGCUCAUAGGAAGAAGGAAAAGUAGGUUUAGCAGUAAAUCGUUGCGUGUACCCCAUGUUAACCCACAAAUCCGCCCAUUGAAAGGACUUCCAUGUGACCCACCUAUAUAUAAAAAAAAAGUUCUGGGGAAUCAUUGUUAUGCGUUGAAUCGCCUGUAGCCCCGUUUUCUUUCUUUUCUUUUUUUGUCGCAGGUCAAUACUUUUGAUUAAGCUCGUAGUACCGGGUCGCUUUAAUAAAGCAUAGCUGUAUACUGCUUUUGUGCGGCGUCGCAUACAUAUAUUUAACACGACGACGCCAAAAUAUUUUUUUCUUUUGUUCCAGUCAUUGCAUUUAUGAGUGUAGAGUUUGCCCGCGGAUCGCAUUUUAAGCCUGCGGCCAAACUAGCUGAGGCGAAGAAUUUUUACAAUUGUUAGUCCCUUGUAUUGUUCGUCAACUCCGUUGUGAAUCUCUCUCUGUCAUUUUGUUCUUUCUUUGCAAGUCUCGUCAGUGUUGGUUUUUAAACCGCUGUCUCCGGUUACAACGACCCCGUGCACGAAGUUUUACUCUUAGACGACUGUGGUAUUUCAUCGUUCAACUGUUGCGGUAUUCUGAAAAAGAAAAGAAAGGCUCACAGGAUAUUUUUUGCUUUUUAAGAACUUUUCUCACUGAGCAAUAGACAACGACCAGCCGAAAAGCGAAAUAUUGCUUUAACGUCGCGUACUCGCUGUAUACAGUCUGACGGGCCUGUUUGUUUCCCGGAAUACUAACUAUAGUGACGGGGCGAAGCCUUACAUCGCCUCUGCAUCGAGCAGCAUACAUUAGCCACUUAGGCGUCGCGCCAGUGCCUUUCACGCCGCGGCCAAGGCCGAUCCAAAUAGGUCGCGAAGCUUCGGCCGAAAAGCGGUUCAGUACAGAUUGUCACCGACAUCAGCAUGGGGGGUUAUGGGAGCAGCGAUUGAAGUGCGACUAUGUUUGGAGGGAACAAACAUUGGGAAAGAAAAACGCGUUUUUUAAUUCAAAAGAGACACUGUUAGUUUCAUUCAACGAAAAUAAAAUUCCUAGACAAUUUUAUACAUUCUUGACGAGUUAAGAAAAUACAAGUUUAAUUUUAUUAUUAUUAAUAAAUGCAUUUCUUUUAAGCGCCCAUCGCUACAGGGGGCGUUGACGCCACUAUCACUCGCAAUGCAAUGCACGUCUUGAAAUCGGCAGAAAGGCGCACUCGUAUCACCUGUUGAAAUACGCCCCCCUUACGGUUUGUGCUUUCUUGCUUGUCAAAGUUUGUCUGAAUUUGGUGACGCGGGUAGCUUCAUUGCUUCUUAAUCUGUUCAGUCAAAUGUAGUGAGUUACGACCGCCAGAUAAUUGUGUAGUUGUUUUCGUGCGACCGCGCUGGCCGAUGGGCUUGGCAUCCAACAAUAGGAUCAGCACUCUCCACCUAAAGCUUUCGUCGGCUUUCAAAGAAAGUAUGUUCUGGCAAGGAUGCGAUUUCGACAACCGUACGGCUGGCCUUUUCCUGCAUCGCUUUCCACGCUGAAAGCUCGAAACGCCCAUCAAGUCGAAUGGCAGGGCAUUUGAAUAUAUAGCUCCAAAGAAAGAACAAAACAAAUUUCGCGCCUUCGAAAACAAAUGACGUCACUUUUGCUUUUAACGGACAUGGCGUCACACUAUUUUUUUUCUUCCGCCGGAAGUGUUCCCACCACAUACAGAUGGCGCUAAGCCCCAUGGACCGCCGAUGGACCGCCAGGUUUUGAACGUAUAGGCUCCUAUGGAAGCUUCUCUACCAGGUACAUUUACCUUGCCGCGGCCAUCGCGAAUUCCUCGUCGUUUUAUUCGCCCGAUGGCCAGCUUUAGGUAACGCUUCACCGUGAGCCACGCAAGCAGACGGUAGUAUGGCUAUUUGUGAAGUAGUAGCGCGCUGUUAUAGCUCUUUUUUUUUUUUUCGAGUUGCGCGUGAAGCGACGUUCCAAAUGUCGACUUCUCCCGGUCGCGAGCACGUCUUCCAGCUUCACUUCACGAGUACUUAUCUUGGUAACUUUUCCUUCUGUACUGUUUGCAAUGCGCGUCUGUAACUUACAAUGUAUAGACGUACUGUUAAUGGCUCAACUCUCAUUUUCUCGUGAUCUCUUUUUUUUUUUAUCGGGGAGCGUAAACGAAGUUUCCUCGCAUUUUCGCGUUCAGUUGCUAACCGCGGGGCCCUGAAAUACAUUUCGUCAGAGCUUCAGUUUAUUUGCUCCUCAGCGACACUCCCCCCUAUUAAAGAAAAAAAUGAUUGCAAGCGUUUUGUGUAAUCUAGGGAUGCGGCAGCGUCGUCUAAGUAGCGGGACGCAUGGAAGCGUGAAACUGUGACGUCACGCUAUUCGGCUGGUUACUCGUCCAUUCAAAGGCGAGAGCCAGCUACGCGUGAAUUACAGUGGAAACGUCGGCCCACUAGCGUCGAGUCCGUCUGCUACGUGGAACGCGCUGAUUGGUUUACAAGAUUUCGCGAAGCAGGUGUGACAUCUCCUGUGCCCGAUCAGACACGGUCAACUUCGCUUCACUUUAGAAGGAUUGUCGGGCUAGUUGGUUCUCCAUAAUUGAAGUAGUGACUUAGCGCGAUGAAAACGCAGAAACGAGAAAGGUGGACGAAGACAAGUGUGUUUGUCUUCGUCCACCUUUCUCGUUUCUGUGUUUUUAUCGCGCUAAGUUACUACUUCGCUCCACUUUGAUUCGCUAAACUCGCAGGAACAUCUGUUCCUGCGUAUGUUUUACAUUGUAAUGCAUGGAAACGGUCCCGCGGUAGAUGGCGUUCCUUGUUGUGUAAGCAAAAAAUAAAAAUAAAUAAAUAAAAUAAAAGGCAUUUGGACGCAACUGAACGACACCCCCUAUAUGUCGGAAGACUUGCGCGUUCUGAUCGCAGUGUCAUCUGGGAAGGCCAUAUUGGCGAAGAGAUGUCCGAGCUUGCGAAGAUUUGAAACACGAACUACACAAGUGUUUUUUUUUUUUCCAGGGCCCCUUUAAAUUCUGUUAUCUAUAAUAGCGAUAGAGCGUAGUUCACGGGAGAUUGCUGUCGAUUGCAGAUGCUAUCAAUACAAUGCCUUCACAACAGAUUUUUUUUCCCCUCCACGUUAACUCUCUGUGUAAUUUGUCAGGAGUCGCAUCAUUCGGAGACGCCGGUCCCGUCUUCGCUACAAAUGCUACUAUUUUUGUACGGCAAUGUAAAUAGGAAAAAGUUUCGACUACCACUGUAGGCAGUAUUUUAGUUGUACAUAGUGUUUUGUAGUGUCCUCUUCCGUGCAUUUCUUUUCUUUUCACGUCGGUGUAAAGUUGGCAAAUACCGCAUUUUUUUUUGCGCCUUCUUUGGCGCUGACCUGUAUCCAUUUCUCUUUUUUUGUUCGUUUUUUUCUUUACGAGUAUGCGUAGAAAUUUUGCAGUGUCAAAACAAAGUGCCUUUGGAUAGAGGGAGCGUGUCUGAACGCGCCUUUCACUGUUCACACUUGUUUUUUUAGGAAACUGAAUUUGCCUGACCCACACGGUCGGUCCUCUGCGUCUCCUCACAUUGACUGUUCCAACUUGUUUCUUGGACUUCAAUAAAUGAGACUAUGUGGUCAACUUA
This is a messenger RNA of Dermacentor albipictus, 9069 nucleotides long. Its product is annotated as solute carrier family 12 member 2-like. Gene Ontology annotation, biological process: potassium ion import across plasma membrane; sodium ion transmembrane transport; cell volume homeostasis. NCBI's taxonomy places the organism in Eukaryota, Metazoa, Arthropoda, Arachnida, Ixodida, Ixodidae. The record is from RefSeq and is a predicted model, not a curated record. Gene Ontology annotation, cellular component: membrane. Gene Ontology annotation, molecular function: sodium:potassium:chloride symporter activity.